Cimex lectularius (bed bug) is the source of this 1989-nucleotide messenger RNA. Its product is annotated as UPF0061 protein Tbd_1019-like. The record is from RefSeq and is a predicted model, not a curated record. Bases 206 to 1774 code for a protein of 522 amino acids. NCBI's taxonomy places the organism in Eukaryota, Metazoa, Arthropoda, Insecta, Hemiptera, Cimicidae. The transcript has 9 exons.
UGAAGAUUAGAAAAAAUAUUAAAAUUAUUAUUUAAAAAAAAUAUUUAAAAUAUUUAUCGAUAUGUGACAGUUUUUGGAAGGUUAAGUUUACUUUUGCUGUUAUAGUCACAGCACGUCCUAUGUCGUACACACUUUGGUAAACGGGUUUAUUUAUCGGUCUCGACGGAUUUGGGGCGUUUCGGUCCUUAAACGAUCCUCUUCGAGAAUGUCACGCGAGUCCUUGGUGAAGGACAUCAACGACUUCAAAUUCUCCAAAUGCAAGAUCCUCGACUUGCCGAUCGACGGCAUCAGGGACAACUUCGUGAGACGAAUGAUGAAAGGUGUCGUCUUCUCCCGGGUCGCACCGACCCCCCUGGCCAGCCCGAGGCUGGUAUCGUUUUCCGCAGAAGCCCUGGAUGAAAUCCUCGACCUGGAUCCGGUCGUCGUGAAGUCGAGGGAUUUCGUGGAGUUCAUAGCCGGAAACAAGCUGUUGCCAAGUUCCACCCCGUUGGCACAUAGGUACGGAGGCCACCAGUUCGGCACUUGGGCGGCUCAGCUUGGCGAUGGAAGGGCAAUCGUACUAGGCCAAUACGUCAACAGGAAAGACCAGACAUGGGAAUUGCAGCUAAAAGGGUCUGGCAUGACACCUUACUCACGGGAUGGUGAUGGAAGGGCAGUUUUGAGAUCGUCCAUCAGGGAAUUUCUCUGUUCAGAAGCGAUGCACUACCUAGGAAUUCCAACAUCGCGGGCCGGUGCGAUAAUCGUGAGCGCUGACCAUGUAAUAAGAGAUUUGUUGUAUGACGGCCACCCAAAGUUAGAACCAACUUCCGUCGUUUUAAGGUUGGCGCCAUCUUGGUUCAGGAUUGGCUCGCUUGAAAUCCUCGCCAAAUAUCAAGAAAACGAGCUGCUUGCUGAGUUACUCAACUUCAUUAUAAAAGAGUAUUUCCCAAAUAUAGAAGACAACGAAGACAAGUUGUUGAAUUUCUUAAAAGCUGUAUGUCGAAUGACCUCCGACCUUGUCGUAGCUUGGCAAGCAGUCGGUUUCACCCAUGGUGUCCUCAACACCGAUAACAUUAGCUUAAUGGGAAUUACAAUCGACUAUGGCCCCUUUGGUUUCAUGGAAGCGUACAAUCCAAUGUAUGUGCCCAACCACUCAGAUUCAACUGCGAGAUACUGUUACGGGAGGCAAAUUACCAUUACUAUAUAUAAUCUGACUAUGUUAGCGAGUGCAAUAGCACCUCUCCUGAACGGUACACAAAUGAUGAAAGCAGCAAGAAUGGUUCAAGAAGAGGAAAACUACAUGAAAACAAAAUUGGAGGAAAAAUUUUCUCAGAAGCUUGGCUUGCACAAAUCAUCACCAGAGUUGACCACCAUGCUCAUUAAAAUGCUCGAAGAGACCCAGGCUGAUUUUGUCAUGACUUUUAGAGAAUUGAGCGAAUAUCCAAUCGACAAGUUAAAAAAGCCAGCUGCCAGUCUAUGGGCACUACAACAACUCUCAAGGCACGCGUCGUAUCCCAAAUUUAUUGAAAUGUACCAGAAGCGUCUGGUUGAAUUAGGCAUAACCGAUACUCAAAGGAUGGAAGACAUGCGCAGGGUCAAUCCUUGCUACACUUUGAGAAAUUGGAUGGCAGAAGAAGCAAUUAAGGCAGCACACUCUGGAGACUUUUCACAGGUGGACCUUUUGCUGAGAAUUUUGAAAAAUCCUUUUACAAGGCAGGAAGAGGCUGAGGCAAAAGGGUACGGGGCCAAACCUCCAUCUUGGUCUAGAACGCUCUGUUUGAGCUGUUCAAGUUAAUGUCAAUACAUUCCACAUUGGUGUCGAGGUUAGUUGUAAAAAUGAUAAUUUUACCUGAACAUAUUUAAUUAAUAAGUUACCAAAUUUUAAUAUUAGCUGUACAAUCUUUUUCAAAAUGGACAUUUUUGUGAUAUAACAACCUUUAUUAUUAAAAUUUGAGGAUUGGCUAAUUAAUAUUUUAAUUUUAAAUUAACGCUAAUUAAUUGUUGAACAUU